Messenger RNA from Rotaria socialis, 1014 nucleotides. The record is from the annotation of a GenBank genome assembly. NCBI's taxonomy places the organism in Eukaryota, Metazoa, Rotifera, Eurotatoria, Philodinida, Philodinidae.
AUGAUUGAUCAUUCACACGAUUCUUUACAUUAUCAAACAAUGACAAAUCUUUCGCCGUCAUCGACAAUAAAUUAUACCAAUCAUCAUCAAGAUCUCCUUUAUCCUUCAUCUAUUUAUCAUCAUUCAUCCGAAGUUAUUGUUAGUCCACAUCGUUCAACCCUUUUGGUUAAUUCUAAUCAUCAACAAAAACAACGAAAUCGUACUAUGGAACAAACAGAUUCAGAUUGUGAUCAUGAUAGUUCAUCAUCAUCAUCGAUAACAAAUUCAUCGAAGUUAAAAAAACGACGCGCCAAUCUACCUAAAGAUAGCGUUCGUAUACUUAAAAAUUGGCUUUACGAACAUCGUUAUAAUGCCUAUCCAACCGAUGACGAAAAAGCCAACCUAUCUCAUCGUGCUGAUCUAUCAAUAAAUCAAGUUUGCAAUUGGUUUAUCAAUGCACGUCGACGUAUAUUACCUGAUUUAUUAAAAAAAGAAGGAACAGAUCCAAAAAAAUUUACUAUAUCAAGACGUUUUUCCCGUGAUCAAAAACGUUCAUCACCAUCAUUAUCUGCUAUUUGUUCGACAAGUGGAGAAAAUACAUCAAACGAAACCACAUCAUCAUCAUCGUCAUCGUCAUCAUCAUCGUCGACCACUACUACCACAACAACAGCAACAGAUAUAAAUCUUCUUGUUGAACGUAGUUCAUCACCAUCAUUAAUACUAACAAAUAACUCUAAUGUUCUUAAUAAACAAUCAUCAUCUAUUGAACCUUGUUGUAUGACACGGCAUCAUCUUCUAUUAAAACCUAUUCGUGAUCCUACUGUUAUUAAUUUAAUAUCAAGUGAACAACAGCAAACAUGUACUGUUCGUUCAAAUGAUUCACUGCCAUCACCACCACCACCACCAGCAACAACAACAACAAGUAAUACUACUGGUGAUCUUGCCGGUUUUCAACUUCUUGUCGAUGUAGCCGUUAAAGAACUACAUCGAAUACAACAAGAUGGUAAUAGUAGCGUACCACUACUUUGCAACUAG